UGUGAUAUUAUACUAGGUUACUGAUAGCAUUGAGUAUAAGUUGUGCAGUGUCGUCAUAUGAAGGAGCACACAAGCUGUCCAGUGUGUAUGACGACAUUCUCAAUCCCACCCUGGGGGGAGAGGGCGAGAGGGACUAACAAGUCAUCAUCGAGACUGGGGUAAUUACCUGUUCACCUCCACCUGAACAGGUUUCUUUGUUGUGACCAAGUCUGUCAGAGUGAACAGAUGAAACAGUCAACAGUAAGUUCUGCUCAACAUGGGGAUUCGGAGUCGUCUUCCCGAUGUUCGUAUACCGUGGGUCUCCAUAACGGACUUUCUGCUGGCUGAUGUAGACAAAUAUGCAGACUUUAUAGCAGUGGUCGACACCCAAAGUGACAUCAAAUAUACGUACGGUGACGUCAGAAACCACGUGAGGUCCAUCGGCAGCGCGCUCACCCGUAAGGGUUUUCGAAAGGGAGACGUGCUGUGUAUAUAUUGCCCGAACGUUCCGGAGUUUCCCUUAGUAUUACUGGGAACUCUUGCUGUGGGUGGGAUCGUUACCACUUGUAACCCACAGUACACAGCAGAAGAACUGGAAAAGCAAAUGAAUCUUGCGCAUGUGCAGUAUAUAAUCACAGUGCCUGAGUGUGCAGAGAAGGCCAUCAGAGUUGCUGCUACAACUGAAAUAAAGGCUGUGUACGUAUUGGGCAGCGCCCAGGGAUGCACCCCAUUCACCGAACUUCUAAAUGACAGCGGUUCUGCCUUCCCUGAUGACGUCAACAUCUCGCCGCAAGAUGUCGCACUCCUCCCGUUUUCCAGUGGCACGACAGGCCUGCCCAAGGGUGUGAUGCUCACGCACUACAAUAUUGUCGCCAAUCUCUUGCAGUCGAGAGAUUUUAUAUACACCGGACGCCCUGGUGUAGAUUUUGUCUUGGGGUAUCUUCCUUUCUUCCAUGGCUUUGGUUUACUUGUCAUCAAUAUCGGAUCGAUCAAAUUCAAACAGACAAUUGUAUGCAUGAGAAAAUUCGACUUUGAAGAUUUCCUGGCCGCUAUUGAAAAGUACAAAAUCCGGUAUCUGUUUGCGGCGCCUCCAAUUGUCAUUAGGAUGGCCAAGCACCCCAGUGUGGCAAAAUACGACCUAUCUUGUGUGGAAACCAUCAUGUCAGCAUCAGCCCCACUGGGGAGUGAUUCAGAAGAGGAACUGGAGGCGCGUCUUGGGACGUGUAGUCUGACACAAGGUUAUGGAUUAACAGAAACUGGUCCUUUCUGCUCCUUGCCACCACUUUCAAGACACUUAAGGCGACCAGGAGCGUCUGGAGUUUUAGUCCCAAAUACAGAGUGUAAGGUGGUGGACCCCAUCACGAAGAAGGAACUUGGUCCAAACCAAGAUGGCGAACUAUGGUUCCGAGGCCCUCAAGUUUUCAUAGGCUACUUGAAUAAUCCUGUUGCCACUGCGGCCACAUUGGACAAGGACGGCUGGAUACACACCGGUGACAUUGGACACUACGACGAGGAUCAGUACCUAUAUAUCAAAGACCGUAUUAAGGAGAUGAUCAAGUUCAAAGGGUUCCAGGUGGCGCCAGCAGAGCUAGAGAGUGUCUUGGUAACCCACCCAGCGGUGGAAGACGCGGCGGUAGUGGGUCGACCUGACCAAGAGGCUGGAGAAUUGCCCAUGGCGUUUGUGGUUCUUAAGUCUGGUAGAAUGACCACUGAGAGGGACAUCAUGGACUUCUUGGCAGAAAAGGUGGCUCCUUACAAGCGUUUGCGGGGUGGAGUGGUAAUUGUGAAGUCGAUCCCUAAGACUGAGAGCGGGAAAAUUCUGCGGCGUUUUCUUCGAGCCGGAUUAAGGGAGAGAGUUGAAAAAAUGAAAGCGAAACUGUGAGGAAUUCGUCGUUGCACUUCCAAGAGGUUGGAUGCUCUGACGUUUAGAUAAUUUAAGCUAAUUAACAGAGCCACAGAUGUCAAGGACAAAUAUCAUUGUGUAUUAGUCAUAUCAUAGAAAACAUAAUCUGCUGAGAUAUUAUUUCCUAAAUAUUUGAAGUUAAUCAGUAAUGGCCCUGUGGUUGGGGAAUAUGUUUAUUGACUUGUCAUUUGCUUGCUCGAACUAAACUGUCUCUUACGGGCUACAUAAUGACACACAUACCCAAACUUUCUGCAAAGAAAUCUGUCAGAUCAAUUUAAUCAAAGUAUCGCAUCAUUGUGUUACACCAUCCGUGCGUGGUACAGUCGUAGGAGACACGCAUUUUU
Molecule: messenger RNA, 2226 nt
Organism: Lingula anatina
Lineage: Eukaryota; Metazoa; Brachiopoda; Lingulata; Lingulida; Lingulidae
Molecular function (GO): CoA-ligase activity
Source: RefSeq, a predicted model, not a curated record